This is a messenger RNA of Capsella rubella, 1071 nucleotides long. Its product is annotated as pathogenesis-related protein 5. Gene Ontology annotation, biological process: defense response. The record is from RefSeq and is a predicted model, not a curated record. The transcript has 2 exons. Bases 141 to 884 code for a protein of 247 amino acids. Gene Ontology annotation, cellular component: extracellular region. Lineage: Eukaryota; Viridiplantae; Streptophyta; Magnoliopsida; Brassicales; Brassicaceae.
GGGGUUACCUCUUCUACUUUACAAAGCACUUACUUAUAAAUAGAGGAUAGGUGGUGAGUAACUGACAUUCAUCAACCAUCAUUCACAGCACAUUACUUAUUUUACAUCACAAAAAGCAAACUCGAAAAAAACAAAAAAAAAUGGCGAAUUACUCACGUAUUCACAUUCUCUUCUUCUUCUUUGUCUUCAUCGCAAGCGGCAUUGCUGUUUCCGCCACUGUGUUCACUUUACAGAACAGUUGUCCUUACACCGUCUGGCCGGGAAUUCUCUCCGGUAACGACAACACCCUCGGCGACGGCGGAUUUCCCUUGACCCCUGGCGCUUCCGUACAGCUCACGGCUCCUGCGGGAUGGUCAGGUCGCUUCUGGGCUCGUACCGGCUGCAACUUCGAUGCCUCAGGCCACGGUAACUGCGUCACCGGAGACUGCGGCGGCGUUCUCAAAUGUAACGGCGGCGGAGUUCCUCCAGUCACCCUGGCUGAGUUCACACUCGUUGGCGAUGGCGGCAAGGAUUUCUACGACGUGAGCCUAGUCGACGGUUACAAUGUCGAGAUGGGGAUUAAACCACAAGGAGGCUCCGGUGAUUGUCAUUAUGCCGGCUGCGUCGCCGAUGUCAAUGCGGUUUGCCCUAACGAGCUUCGGAUCAUGGAUCCGCAUACAGGAAUUAUCGCGGCGUGCAAAAGCGCCUGCGCAGCGUUUAAUUCCGAGGAAUUCUGUUGUACCGGUGCUCACGCGACGCCGCAAACUUGUUCUCCGACGCAUUACUCGGCCAUGUUUAAAAGCGCUUGCCCUGGCGCUUACAGUUACGCCUAUGACGACGCCACCAGCACCUUCACUUGCUCCCGAUCUAACUACUUGAUCUCUUUCUGCCCCACCCGCUCUUAAACCGGAGCUCCUGUUGCUUCUCACGUUUCUUUUGCUAUUAUUUAUUUACGGAUAUAUUAUUCAUCUUCUUCCACUUUUUAGAAUUUUUUUUAUUAUAAUUAUUCAGCUCUUACACUCACCUCAUUUGCGUUGUUGCUUUGAUUUGUAUCUUUUGAAUUUUUUAACCAAGUAUUGAUGUUUUGCAUUA